AUGUCUGACGAUCAUCACGACGACGAGCACUUCCACACCGGAGACUCGGGAGCCGCCGCCACCUUCCCAAAGCAAUGCUCGGCUCUUCGUAAGAACGAGCACGUCAUGAUCAAGGGACGUCCAUGCAAGAUCGUCGAAAUGUCGACCUCGAAGACCGGAAAGCACGGUCACGCUAAGGUUCACAUGGUCGCCAUCGACAUCUUCACCGGAAAGAAGCUUGAAGAUAUCUGCCCAUCCACUCACAACAUGGAUGUUCCAGUCGUCAAGCGUCGUGAGUACUUGUUGAUGGCCAUCGACGACGGAUUCUUCUCCCUUAUGGACCCAGAAACCUGUGACCAAAAGGACGAUCUCCGAGUUCCAGACAACGAAAUCGGACAACAAAUCCGUGACGCUUUCGAGAAGGAGGAGGGAUCCGUCCUCGUCCAAGUCGUCUCCGCCAUCGGUGAGGAGGCCGCUCUCGGAUGGAAGGUCAGCACCAAGGAAUAA
Molecule: messenger RNA, 486 nt
Organism: Caenorhabditis remanei
Lineage: Eukaryota; Metazoa; Nematoda; Chromadorea; Rhabditida; Rhabditidae
Exons: 3
Coding region: 1-486 (161 amino acids)
Biological process (GO): positive regulation of translational elongation; positive regulation of translational termination
Molecular function (GO): translation elongation factor activity; ribosome binding; RNA binding
Source: RefSeq, a predicted model, not a curated record